UCCAUGUUUGUUUCCACUCUGCGUCUGAGGAGGUGAGGAGGUGAGGGAAGGUGAAGAAGCGUCGGGGAGGAGCGGCGUCUCUCGGUCGACAUUUCGAUAAGAGAGGUUUGAAGCAAUGGGUGAGAAAAGAUUUGCCGUUCUUCUCUGCGCUGAUGAUUCGGAUUACGUGAAGAAGCUUUACGGAGGGUAUUUCGGAAUGUUUAUGGGGAUGUUGGGAGACGACGGAGAGACGUGGGACAGGUACAAGGUUUCCGGCGGCGAAUUCCCCGACGACGAGGAGCUGGAGUACUACGAUGGGUUCGUGAUCACCGGGAGCUGCAGUGACGCGCACAGCAAUGAUGUAUGGAUCGUCAAACUGAUCAAUCUCCUCAAGAAACUUGACUCCAUGAAGAAGAAGGUCCUCGGCAUUUGUUUUGGGCACCAGAUCCUAUGCCGCGCCUUGGGCGGAAAGACGGGUCGGGCGGUGUCGGGGUGGGACAUGGGAAUAAGAAGCGUAAACCUGGCUCCCUCCAAGCUAUUCUCCGCACUCAAGUUGCCUUCUCGCCUCCCCAUCAUCGAGUGCCACCGAGACGAGGUGUGGGAGCUGCCUCCUUACGCAGAGGUGAUGGCAUGGUCUGAUAAGACUCGCGUCGAGAUGUUCAGGUAUGGGGAUCACAUCAUGGGUAUUCAGGGCCACCCUGAAUACACCAAGGACGUUCUUCUCAACAUCGCCGACCGCCUCCUCCACCGCAAUCUCAUCCAGGAGUCCCAAGUCGAAGCGGCGAAGACGAGCGUCGAGCAGCGGGAGCCGGACAGAGAGGCGUGGAAGAGACUGUGUAAGACCUUCCUCAAGGGGAGUCGUCUAUUGGUAUACUAAUAACAACGUAGCAACUGUCAACUGAUGUUCCGUCUAUAAGGAAGAAUAACAAUUUGUUGAACGCUUGACAUCCAUUUAGAUUUUGUAAAUAUUCUCAUCAAGUUGUUCCUUUUGUUUUUUUUUUUUUUUUCUCGACGGAAAUGCUUUAGUCUUUAGAAGCAAGUUUGCGUGUUUUUUACAGGGUCGAUGAUUCGAUCUGGUUCCAGGCAAAAACAUAUUGGAAUUAGGUUGCUUAAAAAUCAGAGAAAAGGAAGAGUGGACUAAAACAGCGCAACCCACAAGUUAGCUUAUGGGUGACGUGGAUCCUCUUCUAAGUUUAAUUA
Messenger RNA from Nelumbo nucifera (sacred lotus), 1179 nucleotides. Its product is annotated as gamma-glutamyl peptidase 5-like. Gene Ontology annotation, cellular component: cytosol. The record is from RefSeq and is a predicted model, not a curated record. NCBI's taxonomy places the organism in Eukaryota, Viridiplantae, Streptophyta, Magnoliopsida, Proteales, Nelumbonaceae.